This is a messenger RNA of Desarmillaria tabescens, 1233 nucleotides long. RefSeq lists its product as uncharacterized. The record is from RefSeq and is a predicted model, not a curated record. The transcript has 8 exons. NCBI's taxonomy places the organism in Eukaryota, Fungi, Basidiomycota, Agaricomycetes, Agaricales, Physalacriaceae. Bases 31 to 1029 code for a protein of 332 amino acids.
GCUGUUCAUCUUUCCUCUCUCUUUCAGACAAUGGCGACUGUUAAUGACACUAUUCCCGAUCUCACCGACUCUCAAGUUGCGGUCAUAUUCCGCAAUUUCGACUCUAAUUUGAAUCCGACGAUUCUUUUUGCUUUUUUGCAUGGCUUGUAUACAUGUAUAAUCUCCGUCGCAGGAUGGAAGAUUCUUGUCAGUAAAUACCAGGGUUCCAAGCGAAACAUGUCCAUCGUCAUCGGCAUUCUUUACGUUAUGGCAACAAUGAGCUUGGCAUUCAGUUGGUCAUUCACACGAUAUGCAUUCAUCAAAAACGGCGAAACCUUUUGGACGGUAUACGAGGCGCUCAUCAAUCAUUCGAGAUCGCUGGUGACGGCUCGGGUGGGGAUGACUGUUACGAGCUGCAUUGGUACCAUUUUCGCGGAUGCUACCCUCAUUUGGCGUUCCUAUGUACUCUGCGGCCGGCGCUGGCCGGCGGUCGUGCCUCCUAGCCUUCUUCUGGUCUGCACCAUUGUAUUCAAAAUUAUGGAAACCCAAGCAAGAUUACACGAUGAGUUUGCACACACGCAUUGGCUCAUGAUCUACGUAUCCUUCGCCAUGGCCACAGCCGUUUGGUGCACCGUGUUCAUUGGAUACUCUCUUCUCACGUCCCCCCUGGAGAAGGACGGUUCGGAGGACGGACCGUCGUUGUACCAUCGCACUUGGACGCACUACUACCUCGAGCCUGUAGCCGAGAUCACAGGAGCUGUUGCGCCUACCCUCCUUUUGGGACGCAUCUUAACGGGCUUUGCGCGUCCGUACGAUUCCUGGAAGGGAAGCCCUCCUCAGGCUCCGCCCAACCAGAUCAGCUCUGCUACGCGUACCGUCUUGUUCGCUGACGAAGUUCGCGCUCCAGCUCCGGCUCCGGCUCCAGCCCCUGCUCCGGCUUCCACUCCUGCACCGGCUGAGAGUCAGCCUGAGGCUGAGAAUGAGAAGGAGAAUGAGAAAACUGAGAACGCGCCUGCGGUACUGGCCGUUGUCAGUGAGAAAAGUGGGUGAAGAACGUUCUAAGCAUUGUGUUUUCGUCCCCUUCCCUUCCCUUUUACUGUCUAGUGACUUGUGUAGAUUAAUCAUGUAAUUGUGUUGUGUACUUUGUACACUUUCCACCAUCUGAAAUGCUUUCGACGUUACUGCUACUGUUACUCCAAAUUAGACUAUCUCUAUACCUGUCUUAUACAAAUAAAGAAUUAUAUUUAUAGAAAU